This is a messenger RNA of Xyrauchen texanus (razorback sucker), 2858 nucleotides long. Its product is annotated as glucosamine-6-phosphate isomerase 2-like. Gene Ontology annotation, molecular function: identical protein binding; glucosamine-6-phosphate deaminase activity. The transcript is spliced from 7 exons. Gene Ontology annotation, cellular component: cytoplasm. NCBI's taxonomy places the organism in Eukaryota, Metazoa, Chordata, Actinopteri, Cypriniformes, Catostomidae. The record is from RefSeq and is a predicted model, not a curated record. Bases 184 to 1017 code for a protein of 277 amino acids. Gene Ontology annotation, biological process: N-acetylglucosamine catabolic process; carbohydrate metabolic process; N-acetylneuraminate catabolic process.
CAUAUAUAGGCAACUGUUUCGUUCCGGAAAAGUGACGUCAGCGCACAUGACCGGAACUCGGUCACAUGUUCAGUGUUUUUAAAGAAAACUUGUGUCCAUUCACCCGGAGUUCCUGAGAUCCUACUCUUUAUACUUUAUUACUACUCCUUAAGGAUUGCAUUGACCUGCUGUCUGUGGUCAGUCAUGAGACUGGUGAUUCUGGAUGACUAUGAUCUGGCCAGCGAGUGGGCUGCCAAGUACAUCUGCAACCGGAUCAUCCAGUUUAAGCCCAGUGCUGACCGGUACUUCACUUUAGGACUUCCAACAGGCAGCACACCCCUCGGCUGCUAUAAGAAGCUGAUCGAGUAUCACAAGAGCGGCGACCUGUCCUUCAAAUAUGUGAAGACCUUUAACAUGGAUGAGUAUGUGGGUCUGCCCAGGGAUCAUCCAGAGAGCUAUCACUCCUACAUGUGGAACAACUUCUUCAAACACAUUGACAUUGAACCUCAGAAUACACACAUACUGGACGGCAACGCCAGCAACCUGCAGACCGAGUGUGAUGCCUAUGAGGAGAAGAUUACAGCGGCUGGAGGGAUUGAGCUGUUUGUCGGAGGCAUUGGUCCAGAUGGGCACAUUGCCUUUAAUGAGCCGGGCUCCAGUCUCGUGUCCAGAACUAGAGUAAAGACCCUGGCCAAAGACACCAUAGUGGCCAAUGCCCGGUUCUUUGGGAACAACCUUUUAAAAGUGCCCACCAUGACUCUUACAGUUGGCGUGGGAACAGUGAUGGAUGCAAGAGAGGUAAUGAUUCUGAUCACGGGGGCUCAUAAGGCAUUUGCUUUGUAUAAAGCCAUCGAGGAGGGAGUGAACCACAUGUGGACAGUAUCUGCCUUCCAGCAGCAUCCACGAACUAUUUUCAUUUGCGAUGAAGACGCGACACUGGAGCUCAGGGUCAAAACCGUCAAGUAUUUUAAAGGCCUGAUGCAUGUCCACAAUCAACUGGUCGAGCCGACGCUCAGCAUGAAAGACUACAUGGAUUGAACGGGGAACUUGGAAUGCCGGGAAAAAUGGGAAUCAUUUGGAAAUGAUUGCAUCAGUUUGAAUGAAUGGAAACUGGCCUCAGGGACCACAGCAGUAUGUAAUGAUCAUUGUUUGAAGGUCCAUGCCAGCAUUACAGGAUCUGUUUAGAUGUUGCACAUGUAACAAACCACCAAUAUCUGCUUUAUCUGUGAUGGAAAUUCCCCACGGUGCCAUAUUCAUGCACUCCAUUUAAAAGAAUUGUCAUACUUGUCUUUGUACUGUAUUUUUAAAGUACUGUAGUAUACUACAGUAUUAACAAGAAAAUGCAAUAUAGGGUUCGGAUUAGGGCAAAUUUACACCAAAAUUCUCCCUUUACUCUUUCAGCCAAUGUUUGCAUAACACUAUCGCACUCCAUGACUAAUAAAAAAUAUAUCAUCUUUUAUAAUCCAUUCCUUUUGAUUUUGUAUCGUAGGAAACCUUUAUCAAGAAGUUCAACUGUUCACCAAUAAUGGUCAUCAUUAGUACAUUUUUGAAAUCAUUCUACUUGACUUCAAUGUGAAAUGUUACUCCGAGUUGACCUCCUGUAAGUCUUCUUUGGGAAGAUACUGUGUUUAGGCAUUAUGUUAACACUCUUAAAAAUUGUUUAUGGAUGAUACUGAGAUCCAUUUGAAUUACUGUUAAGUUUUUAUCUCACUGUAUUCGGCUUACAAAAGGAAAAAGAUGUUACUUGUGUGGUUUGUCUAUGUUCAGGGUGGAUUUUGGCCUUCGUGUUUAUUCAAUGUUAACUUCCGUUGAAGAUGAGGGUCAGAAUUUCUCCUUUACAUUGGUUCACUUAUUUACGACUCGCAUGUUUAAAGGUGCAGUCAUUAAUUUUUCUCCUAAAGACAUGAAUUGCACUUUUGCAAGAUAUGUAUGAAAUCAUGAGCACUCACAUUAAAAUGAAGACUCCAGUGACAUCAGUAACCUUAUAAAAGCUGUUUUAUUCUACAUGGAGAGGGUCCACACAUGGGGGCGGCCAUUUUAGAAUCACAUGACCAGCUGAAUACUACUCACUUAAUCUCAGUAAUCGUCCUGUUAUUUCAUACUUUCACUCAUUGAUUAAAUUAAUCAUGACUGACUGAAUACAUUUCUACAAUGACUGAAACGAAACUAUUGAUUUUAAGUGAUGCUGCAUCCAAACCACUAGAUGUCAGCGUGAGUCCAAGAUGACACAAAGACAAAAGUUACUGAGUGCAACUUUAAAUGUGCUUUCUGUUUUUAUGGAAUGACACAGAACCUUAAAUUGGAUAGAUAAAGGCUGUCCUGUACUGGCACCAGUUGAGGUUUCACAAAAGUACAUUUUGAAGCAUUUUUUAAGAGUCUAUACAUUCUCCAAAUUUAAGAUCUGGCCCUUUAAAUAUGAAACCUCAAGGAUUGCUAUGAAUUUUGACCCAGAAUCAGUCUGUUGCUCAUAUACUGCUAAAUAUCUUUCAUCUAAUUUGGGAAUCUUGCACCAUGUACAAGCAGUGAAAAUGUGGACGUUUUAUAUGCUUACAUUCAACAAGUUUUAAAGUGUACAAGGGCAUAUGUGCUAUUGACAUUUGAGUAGAAAAAUGUGUGAAUGUUUAUGAAGUUUAUAAGUUUUACACAUUGCACAUGCUGUAUUCUCUUUACUGUACUCUAUAAUAGAGGCUGUUUCAUUUCUAAACAACAGGGCAAGAGUUUUUCCUUUUACUCAUUUAAAACAAAAAUAAACAUUUGUUUUACAGUAACUGAAAAGGUGGAUUUCUCAGGAGUCUGUGCUGAAUAAGUUUUGUGUGUGUGUGUGUGUGUGUGUGUGUCAAAUUUCAAAUCUUCUGUAAUGUACAGAAUGUCCAUGGGAA